AUGUUCUUCAACUCGGACCUCCUCACCAAGCGCGGCGCGCUCGCGCAAGUCUGGAUGGCGUCGCACCUGACGACCAAGCUCUCCAAGUCGACUCUCAGCUCGACCUCGAUUCCAAAGUCCGUCCAGUCCAUCCUCGGCCAGGAACUCUUGCCUAUGGCGCUCCGUCUUUCGGGCCAACUGUUGCUCGGUAUCGCCCGCAUCUACGCCAAGAAGACGCGGUACCUCCUCGACGAUGCGCAGGAGACGCUCAACAAGGUCCGCAAGGCGUUCCAGAACGAGGGACGGGCCGCAGUCGACUUGCCUGAGGAUGGCACUGCGGGAGCCGACGAUGCGCACGGGAAGAGGGGAGAUAUUAAUAUGCGGAGGGAGGGAGGCGACUUGGAGGACUUGCUCGCACUCGAGUUCGCGGACAACGAAUGGUCCCUCGAGAAGCAUCUUGCCGCCGCCGCGAAAGACAAGGGCAAGGGCAAGGCGAAAAACACGACUGCCGACAUCCGCGACAUCACGCUCGACGAGGACUUUGGCGCGUACGGAGGCGCGCUCGACUUUGGCGGCGACGAUCUCGGCCUCGACUUUGGCGGUAUCGACGACAUGGGCUUCGACCCCGAGUUUCAGCUCUUCGGCGACGAUGAGCUGAAUGCGAUCGCUGGACCGAGUGGCGAGAAGCGCGGGACGAAGCGGGCGCGCGGAGAGGACGGCGAAGAGCGGGACGAGGACGACGUCUCGGUCGAACAAGGACGGAGGGACUCGGUCGCGCAUGCGUCUGAGCGUGGCUCGAUCGGCCCCUUCGACUUGUCGUUCAACAAGGACGCCGAGGGCGACAUGCAGAUGAACGAGGGUGACCUUGGCGGAUUCGACGCCGGCUUCGAGCUGGGCUUUGAUGCGCCCGACUUCAACAACGACUUUGGCGGAGGAUUCGACGAGCAGCGCGAGAAGACUCCCACGGCGCCCUCGAUUGCUGGCGAAGAUUCCCUGCAGCUCACGCCUCGCGCUGCUGCCGAAGUUGCAGCCCGCCAGAACGAGAAGCAGCCACCGAAGAAGAGGCAGAGGCAGCUUGCCGUCGACAAGGUCAUCGAGCUCGAGUGGCAGGCUGGCAGGCUCGAGGGCAAGGACCGGUUCAAGGAUCCCGAGUACCUCCCCGCCUCUCGCCUCCACCUCGCCCUUCUCAAUGCUCCGACCUCUGCCCUCCUCCCCAAGCCCCUCCCGAAGACAUCGAAGAACGCAACGGCUUACGAGCUCUUUGCGCCUCCCGGGCUCCUCGCACCCGAACUCCAGGACCUCUUCAAGAUGCCGACGCGGCGAGAACAGAUCCGUCUCGAAGGCCGCGAGCGAGUCAAGGACCGUGACGUCGAGCAGGGUCGUCGGGCGAUGAGUGUCGUCUCGAACCUCUCGCACCUCCGCGCCGCCGCUGGUCUCGACGGGUUCGACGCCGACCUCGACCACCUCAACCGGGACUUUGGCGGUGGAGAGGCGAACGACUUGGGCGGGUUUGAGCACGGCGACUUCCAGCUCGACCUUGACUUUCCCGCCGCGAACGACGGGCAGGACCCGCUCGCUACGCCCGCCAAGAAGAAGCAGCGGACGGACAAGGGUCGCGAGGGCACCGUUGACGGCCUGGCGACUCCCGCACAAUCGGUUCUCUCGGCUCUCGCAAAGGACGAGCUGCCGACGUACCACUCUGAAGGCCCUCUCGCCGUCUUUGACGACGUUUCGGCGGGCGUUGCCGCCUCGUUGGCCGGGACCGCGACGCCCUCGCAGUCGCAGAGCCAGGCCGGCGUCAGCCAGUCGCUCGGAACGGAGACGGAGGCUCUCGCUGCGGGCGCCGACAGCGUGACGCAGAAGAGCGGCAGCAUCAGUCUGCAGAGCAAGAACACGAGGAAAGCAGUCAGGGUGCUUAAGGACCAGGUUGGCGAGGACCCCGAGCAGCCUGUCGAGUUCGAGAAGGUCGCGGAGAAGGCCUCUCGCCGCGCCGCCGCCUCCUUCUUCUUCGAGCUCCUUGUCCUCGGCUCCGCCGACGUUGUCAAGCUCAACCAACCCUCAGCCUACGGCAACAUCGAGGUCCGCGCCACGGACAAGCUGCAGGAGAUUGCCGUCUAG
Rhodotorula toruloides NP11 is the source of this 2097-nucleotide messenger RNA. Its product is annotated as cohesin complex subunit SCC1. The coding region runs from base 1 to 2097 and encodes 698 amino acids. Gene Ontology annotation, biological process: synaptonemal complex assembly; replication-born double-strand break repair via sister chromatid exchange; mitotic sister chromatid cohesion. Gene Ontology annotation, cellular component: synaptonemal complex; cohesin complex. NCBI's taxonomy places the organism in Eukaryota, Fungi, Basidiomycota, Microbotryomycetes, Sporidiobolales, Sporidiobolaceae. The record is from RefSeq and is a predicted model, not a curated record. Gene Ontology annotation, molecular function: chromatin binding; protein binding. The transcript is spliced from 5 exons.